GUCAAAGUCUGCCGCCUGGCUCGCGGGACCAGUAGGAUCAGUGAGCGUUUGUCACUGUCUGAGCUCUUCUCGCCCUGUUAACAACACCUUUCCUUGUGGUCUCCUGCUCGGUUUGUCCCCAGUUCAACACCAUGCUGCUUCGGGCUGUCGUCCUCCUCUUCCUCUGUGUGUCCUCGGGCAUUUGUGCCACUUUAGGCCACUACCAGACUCCGCCUGAAGAGGAGCAGGCGUCUCCUGUGGACUCCGAUGCUGUUUCUGCUGCUGUAGCAGCUGAAGAAGCUGCAGCUCCUGCAGGUACCCAACAAGGAAGUUCACCUGCAGUGGAGGAACCUGCAGCCGACUCCUCUCGUGGUGACAGUGAGUUGGCUGUGGACGACCUUUCAGCUGACAAAACAAAAAUGGAGGUCCCGGUGGGAGAUGGUGCAACAGCCGAUGAGCCAGAGACAGACAGGGAAAUGGCUGCUGGAGACCCCCCUGCUAUGGAAGCUCUUGCUGGUGAAGCCGUCACGCAGGAGCAACAUUCCUCUCCUGGGGCGGAGGAGGAAAAUGACAUCAGACCGGUCCAGACGGACCUGUCGCUAAAUAACUCUUUGGCACAAGAAGAUGACAACAGCUGGAGCAUCAACGCAAUUAGAAAUAGUUUCCAGAGUAUCCACGGAUACUUUGAGUCAUUGGUGGAGCUGGCGGGGGGACGCGAUGGUGUGUGUCAGUAUCGCUGCAGAUACGGAGAAACUCCUCAAAAGCGCCCCGGCUACCAGCUCCAAGAGCCCAACGGCUGCAGCUCCUCUCUGGUGGGAUUGCAGGUGAAUGCAGUUCUUGACCUCGGGAUCCCCGCUAUGACCAACUGCUGCAACCAGCUGGACGUGUGCUACGACACUUGCGGCACCAGCAAGAACCGCUGCGACUCGGAGUUCCGCCUGUGUCUGCACGGCAUCUGCGGCGACCUUAAGAAGAGUCUGGGCUUCGUGUCCAAGGUGCAAGCCUGCGAAUCAAUGGCAGACGUCCUCCACAGCACAGUGGGGACUCUUGGCUGCAGGCCUUACAUGAACAGCCAGAGGGCAGCGUGUGUCUGCGAGGGAGAGGAGAGGGAGGAACUGUGACAAGCACUCUGUGGACGCAUUCGCAGACAAAUAACUCAGUCACAGGCGUCUCUGCACAAAACACUGUGUAUUUAUCGUCAAAGAAGAUGUGCUUAACAAGAGCCCAGAGGUUAAUUGAUAGAUUUUGCACAUGUCUUAAACUCUUCAUACUCCAUUUCCUUUUAGGACAUUUUAGGCCUCUAUGACUCCAUUACAUUACAUACCAUAAAUGACCUUGAUGACUCCAAAUACAGUGUCUGAUGGGAAGGAUAUUGUAGUUGGAUUAAUUUCCUCUGGAUAGAACGAGAUAAUAGAAUUACUAAAAUGCAAAUUGUUGUGUGUGGUUAUUUAUCAAGAUAGUAUGUUCAAAGUCAAUGUAAUCUAAAUGUGAUGUCUAUUACUACUAUUCCUUUAAUGUUUGAAGUAAAUGAUUUUCCAUUUGCCAUCAUUUCAUAUUUCAUAUAAUGCAUGACUAAAUUCAGUUUAACUGACCAGAUUAAUUAUAGGCACUUUACCGCCCCGCCCCACCACUAUCUCUGUUGCCUUCCAGGCCCACCCCAGUACUAUCUCUUUGCCAACAUGCCACGUGAUCCUCCAGCCAUCCACGAGUCCAAAUAUGUUGAUGUGUGUUCCAUGUGUAUUUCUCAAUUCAUUAAUGCUGUGAAAUAGAAACCAGUUCUGUAAAUCUAAAUCUUAAACUGUAAUCAAGUCUGAGAAAUGUCUGAACGUGUGACCUAGAAAAUACAUCCUUCACGCUGUAGUUGCUACAAAUAAACCGUGGCCCCUCCGAA
This is a messenger RNA of Gasterosteus aculeatus aculeatus (three-spined stickleback), 1870 nucleotides long. Its product is annotated as group XIIB secretory phospholipase A2-like protein. Gene Ontology annotation, cellular component: extracellular region. Gene Ontology annotation, molecular function: A2-type glycerophospholipase activity; calcium ion binding. The record is from RefSeq and is a predicted model, not a curated record. Gene Ontology annotation, biological process: cholesterol homeostasis; arachidonate secretion; triglyceride homeostasis. Lineage: Eukaryota; Metazoa; Chordata; Actinopteri; Perciformes; Gasterosteidae.